This is a messenger RNA of Penicillium riverlandense, 393 nucleotides long. RefSeq lists its product as uncharacterized. The transcript is spliced from 2 exons. The coding region runs from base 1 to 393 and encodes 130 amino acids. The record is from RefSeq and is a predicted model, not a curated record. NCBI's taxonomy places the organism in Eukaryota, Fungi, Ascomycota, Eurotiomycetes, Eurotiales, Aspergillaceae.
AUGCAGUCUUCAAUGCGGCUGCUUAGCCGGGAGGCAUUGACCUCUAAAUCUCUCUAUGUCUGCUCCACCUGCAGACAGGAGGUCUCACCGCGAGGCCUUGCGCCGGUCACCCGUCCGCUCCAAGGACCCUUACGGUGGCGAGGGGCAAAUUGCAAAAGCGUGGCGCGAGAGGGGGAGCAGACAGCAACCGCGCCGGCCAGUCAGACCGACCUCCAGGAAGGCGAGACAAAACUUGAAGUUCCAGAAGAGGUUGAAGAGAAAGAUCUCCUUCCCAGCGACGAGUAUGAACAAGCGGAUACUUGGCAGGGUCUGAAGCGUCUCGGCUAUCUGGAGAAAAAUGCCUGGAGGCAGCAGAAUCCCACGGAGGCGGAUGAGGUGCAGCCGUACGUUUGA